UUUACCUAAAGUUAAAACAAACGUUCAAUACUAAUCGUAUGUGUGUGAUCAUGUCGAAUUUGAAACACCUGUUAUUCGUCAUUCUUGGAGGCAUAGUUCUUUCAAGUGCUGAUGCUGUGGGAUCCGACACCUGCUACAAAUGCGUCAACUGCAAAGAUACUCCGAUUGAUAAGAUACAUACCGUCCGUUGUUCAGGAAGUUGUUUCAAAAUGCAUGGGGAAAAUGACGAUGGACAUGAAAGUCAGACAUUAAUUGAUUCACAAAUAAAAUGUAAAUCGCGGCUGUUUGACCCUGUUCGAAGGCAUGGCGUUCGGAGCCGAAAGCGCCACCUGCCUGGCUGGAAAAGUCGGGAAGUCCUAUGGAGAAAUCUGUAUCUGUAACGGCGACAAGUGUAAUACUGGGUCAUCUUUGGUUGGCAGUAUAAGCCUGAUAAUCUCGGUGAUAGCAAUGUGCCUUGCAUAACAACUAGUCUUCUAACGGAUAUUGAAAUGUCAAUUAUUGAUAUCAAAUGUUAUUGCGAAUAAAACAUGUAAACAGG
Mya arenaria is the source of this 538-nucleotide messenger RNA. RefSeq lists its product as uncharacterized. Lineage: Eukaryota; Metazoa; Mollusca; Bivalvia; Myida; Myidae. The record is from RefSeq and is a predicted model, not a curated record. The transcript has 3 exons. Gene Ontology annotation, biological process: positive regulation of voltage-gated potassium channel activity; sleep; regulation of synaptic transmission, cholinergic. Bases 39 to 380 code for a protein of 113 amino acids.